Adineta steineri is the source of this 1467-nucleotide messenger RNA. NCBI's taxonomy places the organism in Eukaryota, Metazoa, Rotifera, Eurotatoria, Adinetida, Adinetidae. The record is from the annotation of a GenBank genome assembly.
AUGACAACCAAAUCAAAGAAUGAUUUACCAUCUCCAUCAUCUUUUGAACAUUUACCUGAUAUUGUUUCACAAACAAAUCUAACUACUGAUACUCUUUCAUUUCCAAUAACAACUACUAAUCAACAUGAUUCACGAACAUCAAUUGAUGUAAUACGAGAAAUGACUUGUUCAUCACUAUUACGACAAGAAUAUCCUAAUUUAACUGUACUGGAUGUUUAUGAUGAAGCGGCACUCAUUGGAAAAGAUUUUGAACGUAUUAUUGAAGCUUAUGGAACAGAAACAAUUCGUGAUCUUGUACCGAAAGUAAUUCGUAUACUUGAAUUACUUGAAUUACAAGCAGCGAAGAAUGAAAAAGAAACUGAUCGAUUAAUGGAAAUGAAAACACGUAUUGAACGUUUAGAAGCUGAAAAAAAUGAAACACGUGAACUGCGUGAUAAAUUUGAUCAAGAACUUGAACUUAUCGAAGAUCAAUGGCGAAAAGAAGCCGAUAAUCUUAUGGCAUUGGUUUCGAAAUUAGAAGAUGAAAAUCGAAGAUUACGUGAUGAAAUUCAACAUAAAAAUGCUUUAGAUGAUAAAUCCAAUAUGCCUAGUCCAAAAGAAACAAUUAGUCUUACUCGUGAAGAACUUCAAUGCAUUAAAAAUUUAACUGAUGAAAAUAUGAAAUUAAAACGAACUGUGAAAGUUAAAGAUAAAGAAUUAACACAAAAAACAUUUGAUAUGGAAGCGAUUCAAGGUCAACUUGAGCGUGUUUGUAAAUUAAAUUGUACAUUACGGCAAAAGAAUACAUUCUCUACUAAUCAAACUCAACGAUUAAUGGUUGAAAAAUUUGAUUUAGAAGUUCAACUUAAGGAAAAAGAAUAUUUUAUUAAUCAUAUGAAAGAUAGUGUUACGGAUGAACUUACUAGUCCAUCAUCACCGACUAAUCCAAUCAAUGAGUUAACAUCACUCGAAGCAAAUCAACCACGAUUUUCCCUACAAGAAUUACGACAAGUAUUAUGGGAACGAAAUGAUUUAAAAACUAAAUUAAUGGAAGUUGAAGAAGAAUUACGAUUAUUUAAAGAACAAGAAGAUGAUGAUGAUAAUAAUGGAGCUGUUGAAGGUCCAAUUCCAUUAGAACCAGAUGAAAAAUUAUACGGUGAAAAACAAGAUGAAUCGAAAAUUCGUCAAUUUGUAAAAUUUUGUCUAUUCUUUCCCAUUAUUGCUUGCUUUGCAAUUAUAUCAUUUUGUCUACGUUCAUUAUUUCCAAAAUUGAAGCAAUCGCCAUCAAUAAAACAUAAUAUUUCCAAUCAAUCAUUAACAUCAUCACCAACUGUUAAACAAUCUUAUUCUACAUUUUCUUCACCAUCUAUUGAAUCAAAUAUCUCAUCAACAUCAAAACGAUUUUCUGUUGAAAAUCUUUUUAGUAAUAAUCAAAAAACACCAAAAACAAAUAUUCCGAUACUUUCACCACCAUCAUCAACUCAAUAA